UUUCUUCGAUGGUCUGUCCUGUCUCUGUCUACUGCUGCUCCCGUUUUGUUUACUUCGGUGUUACGAUCAUCAUAGAUUUCUGUAGCAUUAAAUAAAAAUAAUGGCAAACAGACAAUUAUUGUUACCAUCUGGAUUUCCAAGAGCCCCUCUUGGGAAUGGUGUUGGGCGUUUUAUGUGCCAAUUGAAAAGAGUAACUUUAAAGUUCUGCAAAGAAAGAGGUGAUAGUAGGGGUAUGAGAGAUUUUCUUGAGCAUGAUUUGGUUGAUUUUGCAACUAAACAUCCAAGCGUUGUAGUAUAUGUCAAGCCUAGGAGACACCGAUCAUCUGUUAUUAAGGGGGAAUACUGUAAUGGAAAAGAUUUUUGGAUAUCAGCACACAAAAUGAACCGUGAAGAAAUUCAGAAAUGGUUGCACUUAGCUACAACUCAGAAUGAUGGAGAGGAGUUUCGUCUUCGUAAAAUGAUGCAUACAGACAAUCCUUCUAUUCAAGGUCCCUGGACGCCCUUCACGCACAGGGACCCAAAACUAAACAACUCAUCAUUCCCUCUUGAGGAGCUCUCUGAGCCAGUGUUUGUCCCAAAAUCAGCAACACAACAAUUAAUUGAGAUUUUUAAUGAGCAACAAAGGACUGCGAGACAUCUUGAAGAAAAACAAGGAGAGUGAAACAGUUGGUUAUCUUUUUGAGAUCUCAUUAUUAAAGUUUGUUUGUGAAGCUGUA
Molecule: messenger RNA, 716 nt
Organism: Frankliniella occidentalis (western flower thrips)
Lineage: Eukaryota; Metazoa; Arthropoda; Insecta; Thysanoptera; Thripidae
Gene: mRpL43
Product: 39S ribosomal protein L43, mitochondrial
Exons: 4
Coding region: 101-661 (186 amino acids)
Biological process (GO): mitochondrial translation
Cellular component (GO): mitochondrial large ribosomal subunit
Molecular function (GO): structural constituent of ribosome
Source: RefSeq, a predicted model, not a curated record